Photinus pyralis (common eastern firefly) is the source of this 3950-nucleotide messenger RNA. RefSeq names its product metastasis-associated protein MTA3 (gene MTA1-like). The record is from RefSeq and is a predicted model, not a curated record. Gene Ontology annotation, cellular component: NuRD complex; nucleoplasm. The transcript is spliced from 8 exons. Gene Ontology annotation, molecular function: chromatin binding; transcription coactivator activity; histone deacetylase binding. The coding region runs from base 183 to 2516 and encodes 777 amino acids. Gene Ontology annotation, biological process: negative regulation of transcription by RNA polymerase II. NCBI's taxonomy places the organism in Eukaryota, Metazoa, Arthropoda, Insecta, Coleoptera, Lampyridae.
AUUCUAGUUCAUUCUUUAUGACCCCAGACGCCAACAGAGUUUUAGAAAAUGGCGUUUCUACUAAGCUUGAUCGUGAUAUGUGUUGUGUCAAAAUGUUAAAAAAAGUGUAUAGAAAAAUUUAAAAAUGCGAUUAAAUUGAUCGUAAUGUGGCUGUAAGAGAUUAGUUGUGCUUAUGUGUAAAAAUGACAGCAAACAUGUAUAGGGUCGGAGAUUACGUGUACUUUGAGACGUCCUCGACGUCUCCGUACCAAAUCCGGCGCAUCGAAGAGUUGAAUAAAACAACAUCGGGAAAUGUGGAAGCGAAGGUGAUGUGCUUUUAUAGGCGAAGGGAUUUGCCAGGUCCUCUUAUUCAACUCGCCGAUAAACACCAAUGUGCCUUAGAUGAGUCGAAUGGAGGGAGCCAGAUUAGCGAAAGAAAUGACAAUUUUACACCAAAGCAACGCCACCAAAUGAAGCAUCGCGAGUUAUUCUUGUCUCGACAGGUCGAAACCUUACCGGCGACUCAUAUAAGAGGAAAAUGUUCGGUGACAUUAUUUAACGAAACAGAAUCUCUAGCAUCUUAUUUAAAUAAGGAUGAUAUGUUCUUCUACUGUUUAGUAUUUGAUCCUACGCAAAAAACUCUGCUGGCAGAUAAGGGAGAAAUACGCGUCGGUAGUCGGUAUCAGUGCGACGUGACUUCGCUUCUUAAAGACGGUGAAAGUGACGGACGUGAGUUAACCGAACUUGAGACGUUAGUGUGGACGCCAGAACAUAAUUUAAGUGACAGACAAAUUGAUCAAUUUUUAGUUGUUGCGCGAUCGGUAGGUACUUUUGCUCGGGCGUUAGACUGUAGUUCAAGUGUUAAGCAACCGUCGUUACACAUGUCGGCGGCGGCCGCCAGCCGAGACAUUACAUUAUUCCACGCCAUGGAUACUUUACAUCACCAUACAUACAAUCUUGCCAGUGCUCUGUGUUCGUUGGUACCGUCGAGCGGUCCGGUUUUGUGCAGGGACGAAAUGGAAGAGUGGAGUGCGUCCGAGGCAAACCUGUUCGAGGAGGCUUUAGAUAAAUACGGUAAAGACUUCAACGAUAUUCGCCAAGACUUCCUGCCGUGGAAAACGCUGAAAAACAUCAUCGAAUACUAUUACAUGUGGAAGACAACCGAUCGGUACGUGCAACAAAAACGAGUUAAAGCGGUCGAAGCCGAAUCGAAGCUAAAACAAGUUUACAUUCCUAACUACAAUAAACCAAAUCCUGCGGCAUUGAACAACAACAAGGGAGGCAUUGUGAAUGGCAGCAGUAAUGGCAGCUCCGAAUCUGUCGUCUCUCUUGGUGGAAAAGCUUGCGAAUCUUGUAGCGUGACUGUGUCAAGCCAGUGGUAUGCUUGGGGUCCGACUCAUAUGCAGUGUCGAUUGUGUCAAGUCUGCUGGAAUUACUGGAAACGCUACGGCGGUCUUAAGGUGCCGACAAGAUUUGGAGAAGGCGAUUUUGAUAUGCUCGGCAAAAAGAAAUCGGGUAGUGACGUCGACGAAGACAAAGUGUCCCCCAUAAUGUCUCACAGACCACACAGGUGUAACAUUGGCGGUUGUGGAAAGGAGUUCAAACUAAAAGCGCACUUGGGGCGCCACUACGCGACCGCCCACGGAAUUGUAGUCCGUUCAGGAUCGCCGAGACCGAUUAUGAAGACGAGAACGGCGUUUUAUUUGUGUACAACACCUUUAACGAAACUUUCGAGACGCUUGUGCAGACACAUAAUGAAACCGCGACACGCCGCUCGGGCGCCAUUCUUCCCCAUCAAUAUACAAGCGGUUAAACAAGAGUGCGGUACUCAAAUGACUGGCAAAUCUCUUGUAGAACUUAGACAGUUAUUAGUGUAUAGACGAAAAGAUAGAGGUAGUGUUACUAAUAUCGCCACAAGGUUAGGUAAUCCCGGUAAUGUCGUGCCCCAGUGGCUUAUAUUGACGGAUAAGGACAGUUUGCCGAAACCCGAACGGGUCGCGUUUCCAAAACCACCUAAGGCUCCAGACGGCAGUCUACUUUACGAACGAGUUCCUAACAAGCCGGAAGCCGAGAAAAUUUCUCUCAACAACAUGUCGCCUUCGCUGAAACGACGGGCGUACGAUGAAAUGAACGGAAUUGAUGGCUUUUAUUCUGAUUUGGACUGGGACGAUGGGGCCGUUUUGGCCGGGCCACCAACCAAAAGGCCUAGCAAAGAUCCGGCACCCCAGCAGCGGCUAGUACCGGAUCAAUACGCCGCGGUUAUGGCUGCCGCCAUGACGUCUGGCCAAACACUACCUCGUCACAUAGCUCAAAUUAAUGGUAAACCCAAAAUUGCACACAUGACUCGAACGGGGUCCGGUCGGAAGCAGGUUAUUAGUUGGAUGGAUGCACCUGAUGAUGUUUACUUUCGAGCGACAGAUGGAAGCAAGAAAGUGAGAAGACAGGUAACGUCAUCCGACCUACGCAGAGCCGCGCGCAAGCCAUGGAGGGUGUUAAAAACCAAAGCAGACGAUCUACAAGUUGUCGUACUCGACUGAUAAUAACUCAGCGCUGCGCUCAUGUAAUGUCUACAGGGGCACAAAUUAAAAGUUACUGAACUUAAAUUCAAUCACCGCUAGCAAUAUCACAAAAGUUUUAUACAGUGAGUUUGAAAGGAAGGUUUUGUAUUUAUUGGCAGACAGUGUGAGGGAUUUUAUAUUUAUAGAUAUAUUCUUCUUCUUUAUCUCUUUUUUCUGUCUCACUACGCACACUUUCUAAUAUUAAUUGUAUAUACGAUAUAUAUAUUUUUGAGUUUAGUGACGUGGAGUGCUGAUGAGUUAUUAAAACCAGUUGUAACGCAAUGAUCUCGUUAUUGUUUACUAUGCAAGUGUCGGAUGGUGCCACUUUUGUAUCUUAUGUAGAAAAAUGGGCUGGAUUAUUUUGUUUGCGAGGAGUAAUUAGUACCCUUUUGUUCAAAUGAUUGUUUAUUUAACCAGAUACUAAACCAAUUCAUAAUAACACAAUGCUUUAAUGGCAAAUGCACCAAAAUGGUUCUACAUUGAAAUGACAAUGAAACUGACAUAAAUUUGGACGUUUUAUGCGGUAUAAAGCUGAUUGAAAUAGCGAAACGAUUCCCUUGCAUUAAUUGUUAACGGAACUUAUAUAAUAAAAUUUUAUUAUAAAGGUAGUUACAAAUAGGUAGAUGGUAUAAAUUCUGUUACUGUUAAUGUUGUUAUUAUUAGUAGCGUAUGUAUAGUCAAUGUGUGAUAAAUUGUGUUCAUUGGCUAAAAGCCAUUGAGUUAAUGAUCCGUACCUGAAAACUGGCCCAUUUUUCUCGACUAACCAUCGUAUUUUACGAAACAACUACGGUUAAUUUUUUUAACUAAGCAUUGUAAGUACACGAUUUUGUUGUAAUUAUUAUUACAAAGUAUACCAAAACAUAAAAUAGUAUGUAAUGUAAGUACAAUAAAGCAUUUAAAUUUUAAAACCUACAGAUUUUUUUCAGGCGAACACAUUUAGGCUAUGUAUACAAUCGGAUUUUACUUCCGUUUUAACGUCUAUGUCAUUUGGGGGAGAGGGAGGGGGGCGCAUUGUAAAAUGUAAUAACUUCAGUUAUAAAAAGUCAAUGGUGCUUAUUUUAAUGUAGUCAUGCAAUAAGUGCAUACUUUUAUUCUUUUUGUCAAAUUAUUUAUUGCUAUUAAUAAUUCUCUUUUGUAAUUAUGAUGUAAAUAGUAGUUCAAAAAUAGUGAUAUUGUUAGAAGGUGAUAACAGUGUAAAUUGUAUAAUUUGUAUAAUGGCAAUAAUUGAAGUGUGACUACUUAAAAGAAAUGGUAAGAUAAACCAGGACUUAGUCGGAAGAAACUGCUGGAAAUUGUGUAGAUAUCAUUUAAUUUAAAUAAAUGGCGUUUCUUACUUCUUUAGGAAAGUUCGUAACUAUGAAUGGUAGUUUAAUUUACAUUUUUUUCAUAAAUAAAAACUAUGAAGCACUGAGA